This is a messenger RNA of Guillardia theta CCMP2712, 897 nucleotides long. RefSeq lists its product as hypothetical. The record is from RefSeq and is a predicted model, not a curated record. Lineage: Eukaryota; Cryptophyceae; Pyrenomonadales; Geminigeraceae. The annotation marks the transcript as partial. Gene Ontology annotation, biological process: protein deubiquitination. Gene Ontology annotation, molecular function: cysteine-type deubiquitinase activity; cysteine-type endopeptidase activity. Gene Ontology annotation, cellular component: cytosol; nucleus. The transcript has 2 exons.
CCGAAGGUGCCGUAUGGAGGCCUAAAGAACCUAGGGGCCACCUGCUAUAUGAACAGCAUGCUGCAGUGCCUUUACUUCAACAAAGAGUUCCGGCGCAACAUCAUGGGGCUUUCUCAGGAUGAGUUUCCAGAGAGCGUCCGGAGCUGCCUGCCAUUGCAAGAACUGCAGAAGCUCUUCGCGAACCUCGAGAUCUCUUGCGCGAGGUCGUUUGACACCACUCCCUUCGCCAAGUCCCUGCGGUUGGAUUGUUCCGUGCAGCAGGAUGCGCAGGAGUUCCUGAAGCUGCUGCUGAGCUUCCUCGAGCAAACACUGGCGCAGAGCAGCGUGCCAGAAGAGGCAAAGGCGUUCAUUCAGGAUGAUUUCAGGGGGACGUACUCAUACUGCACCAAAUGCUCGGUCUGUGGAUACACGUCAAGGCCCGAGGUCUCGUUCUACGACCUGGACCUGAAGGUGCAAGGGAUCUCGACGCUAGAGGAGAGCCUUGACGAUUUCAUCAAGAAGGAGGACCUGGAUGGGGAGAACAUGUACCAGUGUCAGCAUUGCAACAUCAAGGUGAAGGCGCAAAGAGGGAUCGAGCUGAUCUCUUUACCUCGCGUGCUCAACCUGCAGCUGCUGCGGUUCGUGUACGAUAUCAAGUCAGGGAACCGGCGCAAGGUAAGCUCUCAGAUCUCCUUCCCGAAGGUUCUAGAUCUCUCGAAUUGGUGCGGACAAGCCAAGAAUGGCAAGGAGAUGGGAGCACACUGCUCAGAGAAUCCCUACUUGUACGAGCUUCAGUGCGUGAUUGUCCACACUGGCUCCAGCGCUGUGCAGGGUCACUACAUCGCGCACGUGAAAGAGAAUGUGGACGGGAAAUGGUGGAGGUUCGAUGAUGACGUGGUAACGACUCUGGACGAUGAC